CAGUGCGCUUUGAACUACUUAACUACAUGAAUUGAAAUUAAGCCACGGCAGGAGAGGGAGGCUACGUACAAGUAGCUUUAUUGAUAUUUCUGAUUGAAAAAAUUGGUAAUUUUUAAAAAAGAAAAAAAAAGAAAAAAGCAUAAUGACUGCCAGAUACGACAGAGCUAUAACUGUCUUCUCCCCCGAUGGCCACCUCUUUCAAGUGGAAUAUGCUCAAGAGGCCGUGAAGAAAGGGUCUACUGCUGUUGGAAUUCGAGGAAAAAAUAUUGUCGUUCUUGGUGUUGAGAAGAAAUCUGUUGCCAAACUGCAAGAGGAAAGGACUGUGAGGAAAAUCUGUGCACUUGAUGAGCACGUCUGUAUGGCUUUUGCAGGGUUAACAGCAGAUGCACGUAUAGUGAUUAACAGAGCACGGGUUGAAUGUCAGAGCCAUAGACUUACUGUUGAAGAUCCAGUUACAGUGGAGUACAUUACACGCUACAUAGCAACUCUAAAACAGCGCUACACUCAGAGCAAUGGACGUAGACCAUUUGGAAUCUCUGCCUUGAUUGUGGGCUUUGACUAUGAUGGCACUCCAAGGUUAUAUCAAACAGACCCUUCUGGCACAUAUCAUGCUUGGAAGGCAAAUGCAAUUGGUCGCAGUGCAAAGACUGUGCGAGAAUUUCUAGAAAAGAACUACACUGAGGAAGCAAUUGCAACUGACAAAGAAGCCAUGAAGCUGGCAAUUAAAGCUUUGCUAGAAGUUGUACAGUCUGGUGGGAAGAAUAUUGAACUUGCUAUCAUCGGAAGGAAUCAACCCCUUAAGAUUCUGGAAUCCAAGGAAAUAGAAACACUAGUUGCAGAAAUAGAGAAGGAAAAGGAAGAAGAAGCAGAGAAGAAGAAGCAGAAGAAAACCACCUAAUUAUUUUAAGGACGAAUUCCGAACUGAACAUUGUUUACAUGUGUUACUGAAAGCAGUUAGUGUCAUAUUCUGUUAUAUAAGCUACAACAGGUCAACUACUUUAAUACUGGCCUCUUGACUGGUGUGCUUUGUGUCCCCAUUAAACCUUUCUGUUACAGUUGAAUUAAAUCAUUUUUGAACUCUAAAACAAAUGUCAUUCAGAUUUGUAAAGGCAUAAAAAAACUGAAUAAAGACUUGUCUGAUGAAAGUA
Polyodon spathula (Mississippi paddlefish) is the source of this 1148-nucleotide messenger RNA. Its product is annotated as proteasome subunit alpha type-7. The transcript is spliced from 7 exons. NCBI's taxonomy places the organism in Eukaryota, Metazoa, Chordata, Actinopteri, Acipenseriformes, Polyodontidae. Bases 143 to 898 code for a protein of 251 amino acids. Gene Ontology annotation, biological process: ubiquitin-dependent protein catabolic process. The record is from RefSeq and is a predicted model, not a curated record. Gene Ontology annotation, cellular component: proteasome core complex, alpha-subunit complex; proteasome core complex; nucleus.